AUUAAUGGGGGGUAAGGGGGGGCAGGAGGCUUUAGGGGAGUCGUAGCGAGAUGUCUUCUGCCUCAUGCUGUUGCCCCUCAAGCAAAGAAACACAACCAAGACCAUGCACUGUCAACCAGACUCAUCCAAGCUCAACAAAGUGCGUCUCCCAUUUAUAUUUUGGUUCUUCUUUUUCUCACUGCAGAGCCAGCCAGAGGCAAGAGCCCAAGGACACACCGAUGUGAAGACUCAACAGUUUUGUUGCACAGGCAGAAAAAUGUUGCGACACUGAGGAGCGGCUCCUCUGCUGACAGGUGGCAGACAAAGUGUAUGUGGUCAUAUGAAAGCACGCAUUUGUGGUGUUUUGUCUGCGAGUGAGGCUGAGCUGUCUAGACAGGAUGAAAUGAGGUAGGAUGUGACCUCCUCACUUUUUCUCCAGAGCAUGAUGUCACAGGGCAGAGGAUUCUGGGUAGGAGGUAUAAAGCUGGUGCGCUGGUUUAUUCUCUCGUACCUCCUCCUCCUGGCUUUACCAUGCAUGGGCUUCCUCCCUAACUUUUGGUCUCGAGUGCUAACUCUGUCCUGGGAUUCACACACACACCAGUAUAUUACAGAGCGAGCCAUCAUCAAUGUCACCCUGGAGACUCUGAGGGCCGCCAGAAAACACCAGGGGAACCAUGCAGACCAGGAGACCAAACUGGGCCGAGGCUUCUGGAGAGCCGUGGGAGAGGUGGUGAAGUCCAAUGCAGCCAUGGACUUCCUCAGCUCCACCAUGUCGGACCCAGUCUACCACUUUGAUUCAGAGCAAGUCGACAGCAGCAUUGUGAUGUUACGGCGGUUCUGGAGUCAGACUGUGCUCUCAGUACGAACCAAACAGUACCAAAGUGCGCGUCGCAGCUUGGGUCAGCUAUUUCAUUCACUGCAGGACUUCUACAGCCACAGUAACUGGGUGGAGAUGGGCCAGCGCUUCAUUUACCUUCACCUGCUGUAUCCAGAUGAGCCUGCCAUCCCUGUAGCUAAAGAGGACACUCCUACCUGUAUGGAGUGCUUCAGUAAUACCUGUCGAAAUAACCUUCUACCAAGACUGACAAACACACAGGAAGACUCUCAGCUGCUCACCACUGGCUACUUCAGCACUUUCCCUCCAAAACCUCGAGGCAAAUGUAGUCAUGGAGGUAUUAUGGACAGCAGUCGCCACCUGGGGGCCAAAGGGGGCAUCAACAAGGACAGCACCUCACCUUUCUUCCCUCACCAUUACCUCCAUGUGAAAGCUGCCACUAUGGCUACUGAGGCCACUCUAAAUGUCCUGAGAGACCUCAGAGACACGGUGGGCCACAAAACAUUUCUCAGGCUCUUCAGUGUGAAGCAGGUUCCUGCAUUAGUAUUCGUCAUGGACACCACCGGCAGCAUGUUUGAGGAGAUCACAGCCGCUCGCCUCCGGGCUCACUCCAUCAUCCAGAGCCGAGCCAACAGCCCUGAGCAGCCUGGAACCUUUCUGCUUGUUCCCUUCCAUGACCCGGAAGUAGGACCAGUGUAUGAGACUGAGGACCCAAACCAGUUUAUGUACCACAUUCAGAGCCUGAUGGCCCUGGGAGGAGGAGAUGAACCAGAAAUGUGCUUUUCUGCCAUUCAGCUGGCUCUCACUCACAGUCCACCGCUGUCAGAGAUCUUUGUAUUCACUGAUGCUUCCCCUAAAGACGCCCAUUUGUUUGAUGCAGUAAAGGCUCUUGCCCUCGAGAAACAGAGCAAGGUGACAUUUCUCCUGACUGAAGACCCCAAGUAUAUGACAGGAAGCAGAGGGAGUCGGAGCAGGAAGAGGAGGAGUAAGGAACCUUUGUCCCCUGAUCGUUUCUCUCUCUACACGUCCCUGUCCUCUCUGUCAGGAGGACUGACGAUAUUCACCACCAACUCCGACAUACACAGAGUGUCUUCCAUAGUGGAGGAUAACACAACUGCUGACAAGGUGACCCUCCUCCAUGUGGAAAGUGACCACGACAUGAUGUCCGCCCAUUCCUUUAGAGUUGACAACUCCGUAAAGAACGUCACCCUACAUGUCACUGGCACUAUGAUGGAGUGUGUCCUUACCAGUCCGUCAGAUCAAAGUCAGUCUCUGUUGAACGAGCAAGGCCCUCUCGCCGAGCUGGAGCACUUUCAGGGUCUGUACCGCAUCAGCCUUCUUCCUCCUAUACAGCCUGGACAGUGGAAACUCCAGGCCAAGGGUGACGGACACCUCACUUUUAAUGUAAUAGGUGACAGCAGUGUAGAUUUCUUGUACUACUGCACUGUAACCAAUGAGACACACCCGGGUCUGGCCAGAAAUGGAGGGAAGUCCUGUAGCAGGUGUGUCCCUGCCUUUCUGGUGCUGGCUGUAACAGGCCUGGCUUCAGAUGAGGAGGCAUCUUUUCAGCAUGCCACCCUGCUGGGAGCUGAAGGGGAGAAUCUCCAGCAUGUGAAGCUGAACUCCUCCUCCUCAGCAUCAUUAGUCUACUCUGUGGAGGAGCUGGUGGGCUUGGUGGAUCCUGUUCCAGAUUCCUUCUGUGUUCGACUUACAGGCCAAGACAGAAAAGGAAAGCUGGAGAGAGUUUCCACAGAGAUGGUACAUCCCACUCAUGUUCAGAUACAGGUAAUCAGUGUUUCCGUCCCCCGCCUUGUCCCUGGUCACAGCACAGCAGUGGACUUUGACAUCCUGAACCACGGUCGACGGCUCUUUAGUUUGACUGCAGAUGACAGCUGUGGUUAUCUUCACACAAGAGGACCACACAAGUUCCUUAUUGCAGAAAGGGGGUUUUUCCGUGGUCAGGUGGACCUCCAUACCCCUGCCAAAGCUCAGGCAGGAGCGACUGUCACCCUUACGCUUACCGUGCAUGCUCUCGACUCUCCAGACUCCAAUUAUGCAGUGGCCUACUUGACUGUGGUCCCCCUGGAUUCUGACACAUCGCCGCCGUCCUGCUCUGCUGCACGAGUCCAGUCUAACUGUCCUUCCAUUUGCAAUGAGUCUAGCUGGAGCGUGUCUCUAGUUGUGUCAGACAACGGUCGCUCAGGCCUUGCUGCCCUCCAGCUGCAGAAGGGUGAAGGUUAUUCUGACUUUAUUCCACAGCCACCACCCACAGAAGACGCCCUUGGAGAGGCCCAGUCUGGCCCUGACCAGAAACAGUUACACGGGGACAAGACAACCAGCACAGGCCUACAUCAUCACCACCACAGCCACGUUAGAGAGAGGAGACCCCCUUUGAAUGUUUCUGGAAUGGUUUCUGAGUUCAUCUCAGCCAUUGUGGGCGAGGUACAAUCCAGCUGCUGUUCUGCUCAGGCAGAGAUGCUGGUGUGGGACACAGCUGGAAACAUGAAACGCUGCCAUCUACAUCUGGGUCAACAGAAGCAGCUAAGAGACACAGAAUCCAGUGGAACUGGACGGAUAAUGCCUUCAGUUGUCUUUUUCUUGUUGUUAGGUCUUCUGUGGUCUCCCCUGCUUUAGGUCAAUGUGAUUACAAAUGUUUUGCUGGUCAAAAUGCUUGGAUUCCACACUGGAUUCCAGACAAGGAAUUAAUCAAAUACAAUGCAAAGUUUGUCCUGUUUUGGAGGAUAAAAGUUUAAAUUGUUAACUGCAUUAUAUGAAAAGAAAUGCAGUUAAUGCUGACGAUGCCUACAUUUGCUACUGUAAUUCUUCAAGUCCACAGAAUAAAGGAAUUAGUGAUC
Acanthochromis polyacanthus (spiny chromis) is the source of this 3669-nucleotide messenger RNA. RefSeq names its product von Willebrand factor A domain containing 7 (gene vwa7). The record is from RefSeq and is a predicted model, not a curated record. Lineage: Eukaryota; Metazoa; Chordata; Actinopteri; Pomacentridae.